UCCUUGAUAUCGCGCCGUUCAUCAUCUCUUUCGCGGUCCGCUCACUUACUCUCUUCAGAUUUGAUCUCAGUUCUUGAGAUUUUGCUUUCGACAAACAAUUGCGAACAGAAAGGCCUCGAAAGAGUCGGCAGAGUAUGAAGACAUUAGGGAAUGGUGACGGGUUAGAGCGUUCCUUUCUCAUGUAGUAUCAGCAUUCAGCAAUAAGAAUUUAGUCGGCAAAAACUUUAGUAUUGCGCAAAUGAGUUAUUCAAUGGCGUCUUCAUUGGUGCCCUUGUCUGGGAUGACCUUACGAGCUCAAAGAUCUUCCAAGUGCUGCAUCUCGACUAAUCAUAUCCGGCAUCCUCGGCAAAGUCAUCUUCCCCAUCUAUACAAGAGACGAACCAGUGUGGUGAUUAGCCUUAGAAACUAUUUGUUCUUCAGUCCUUUAGCUAGUCAUCACAAGAUCAAACUUUGUCUUUCGGGUGAUUCGGAUACAAUUGGUCACACUGAUCAGGGAUCCCAUGACAUGCAAAGUACUGAAAACUUUAAGCAAUGGGAUUUAUUGACUGCAAAGUUUGCAGGAGCUGCCAAUGUACCGUUUCUAGUGUUGCAACUGCCUCAAAUCAUACUGAAUACUCGUAAUAUUAUUGCGAAGAAUAAUUCUGCUUUGUUUGCUGUUCCCUGGCUGGGAAUGCUUACUGGAUUACUAGGGAAUUUGUCUUUGCUAUCAUACUUCAUAAAGAAGAGGGAAAAGGAGGCGGCAGUGGUGCAGGCAUUAGGAGUUGUAUCAUCUUAUGUAGUACUCUCACAGCUUGCAGUGGCUGGAGCUAUGCCUCUUCCUCAGUUUGCAGUCACAUCUUUUGCUGUUGCGUGUGGUCUUGCUAUAAAUUCUAUAAAUUACUUUGACUUUCUAAAUCCUAGAAUAUGGCACUGUUGGGAAGAUUUUAUAACUAUUGCAGGUCUCUCCGCACUUCCACAAGUCAUGUGGUCAACUUUCCUCCCAUUUGUUCCGAACACAAUCUUGCCGGGUGUAAUAUCUUUCUUGGUUGCAGUCACAUUUGUACUCAUGGCUCGCCUGAGUAAACUGUCAGAGAAAGGUGUGGAGUUUGUCGCAUUACUUUCUGCAUGGACCGCAACUCUUCUAUUCAUGUGGAUGCCUGUUGCACAGAUGUGGACGAAUAUCCUUAAACCUGAUAAUAUUAAAGGUUUAUCGGCUGCCUCAAUGUUGCUGGCCAUGGUUGGUAAUGGGCUGAUGAUUCCUCGAGCACUCUUCACUCGGGAUUUCAUGUGGUUUACAGGUUCAAGUUGGGCGUGUAUAUUUUAUGGAUGGGGAAAUCUUGUUUGUUUGUACAGUUUUAAAGUCAUUAGCAGAGAUUUUUUCUUGUUUGCUACAGUGGGGUUCAUAGCUUGGAUAAUUAUGGCCUUCUGGAAAGAUAUGCAAGUUUAUGGAUACAGCUCUCCCUUGACAUCUGUCAAGAAAUUGGUUUCAGGCUCUAAGUAACUGCUGGUGCCUACCGUCUUUUCUUGCGGUGUCCUUGCUGGCCAAGCUAAGCGGCCGGAAAAUAUGCAUGCCGGGAAUGGCAAAAUGAUAAUGGAGUUUUGAGUAUAUUUCGUUUGGGUAGCUUAUUCUCACGGGACCCUGCUCAACCACCUGUCAACUUUGGUGAGAUGUGUUUGCCUAACUUUGGCGUGGAGACAAGAUCAAAUGUUGAAUUUAUGAUAUGGGUUAUUGGUUAGUUGUAAUAAACGGGGUUGACUUUUUCCUUAUGGGAUCAACACAACAAACAGGAACCCGAGAGAAUCCAUGGAAGAAAGUAACUUAAAUUCAAAUUUGAAAUGUAAAUCCUAAUAUGCAAGAACCCAAUAACUGAACCGAUUGGGAUUUCUCAGAGAUUCAAGAAUAAUAUGAAAUUGAAAUCUAGCAACAAAUUAAAC
Cuscuta europaea is the source of this 1914-nucleotide messenger RNA. Lineage: Eukaryota; Viridiplantae; Streptophyta; Magnoliopsida; Solanales; Convolvulaceae. The record is from the annotation of a GenBank genome assembly.